This is a messenger RNA of Fundulus heteroclitus (mummichog), 585 nucleotides long. RefSeq names its product cystatin-B. Gene Ontology annotation, molecular function: cysteine-type endopeptidase inhibitor activity. Lineage: Eukaryota; Metazoa; Chordata; Actinopteri; Cyprinodontiformes; Fundulidae. Gene Ontology annotation, cellular component: cytosol. The record is from RefSeq and is a predicted model, not a curated record. The coding region runs from base 106 to 405 and encodes 99 amino acids. The transcript has 3 exons.
CGUCUGGUGACUCGGUGACUCAACGCGAAACGCCUCACAGAUAUAAAACAGACGCGUUUCUCCUCGGUUUUCACUCGUUUACCGCUUAGAUAAAGACCAGUAACCAUGCCGAUGUGUGGAGGCACCUCCGACGUAAAGGACGCCGACGAGAAGGUUCAGCAGAUUUGUAAUCAAGUGAAGGCUCACGUGGAGCAGAAAGCUGGGAAGACCUUUGACGUCUUCAACGCCAAGAGCUACAAGAGUCAGCUGGUAGCAGGGACCAACUACUUCAUAAAGGUCCAUGUCGGGGGUGAUGAGCAUGUUCACGUCCGUGUUUGGCAGAAGCUGCCAUGUAACGGCGGGGAACUAGAGCUGAGCGAUAUUCAGCUCUCCAAGAGCCACCAGGACCCCAUUGAGUACUUCUGAACACCUGGCUAUCCAAGCAAAGCUCCAGUGCCUGCUCCGCCUACCCUAUAUCCUGUCAUUCCUUUUUUUCCCCUCAUAUACUGUAGGAACUGACUGAGUGCAGUAUGGAUCAUGAUUUGGAGACUGUAAAAGAAAUUAUUUUGUACCAUGUUUGAAUAAACGGAACAAGGAUUGAUUUGA